AUGGCGACCAACGGCAACUUCGCUCAUCAGGAGCAGUACAAGAGCCCUGCCGACCAGUAUCCUUCCGCCCCCGCCUCCGCCGAUGGCACCCCCAACGCUGCGGGAAACAGUAACCUCUCCAAGGAUGAGGUUGGCUGGUACUUUGUCGAGCAGUACUACACCACCCUGAGCAAGUCCCCAGAGAAGCUCCACCUCUUCUACGGCAAGCGUUCGCAGUUUGUUUACGGCCUCGAGGCCGAGGUUGCCAACGUGUCGGUUGGCCGUCAGGCCAUCCAAGAGCGCAUCAAGCAGCUCGACUUCCAGGACUGCAAGGUUCGCGUUUCCAACGUCGAUUCCCAGGCCACCUAUGACAACAUCGUCAUCCAAGUCAUUGGUGAGACGUCCAACAAAGCGGCCGAGCCCAAGAAGUUCGUCCAGACGUUCGUUCUCGCCCAGCAGCCCUCGGGCUACUUUGUACUCAACGACAUUCUGAGAUACAUCGACGAGGAGGGUGACGAGGACUCGGCCGACGCGGUUGCCGAUGCUCCCGUCGCCGACGAGCCUGUCACCAUGAUUCCCGCCGCCCCUGCCGCCGCUUCGGCCGAGGAGGUGCCCGCCCAGAAGGAGGCCCAGAAGAAGGUGACCGGCAAGCUAGAUGCCGACGCUGUGGACCAGAAACUUCAGGAAGCCAGCAAGAUGGAAGCGGCCGGCAUCAACGGACACAAGGUGGCGGAGGAGAAGCCUUCCGAGGGCGCCCCGUCCGUCGACGUGGACGCCACUGCCCAAGAACUCGCCGAUGAGGACGCCAAAGAACCCGAGAAGCCUCAGGACCCGACGCCGACGCCGGUCCUGAAGCCGGAGCCUGCUGCCGAGCCUGCCGCUGCUCCCUCCGAGCCUGCUGCGCCCCCUAAGCCUAUGACGUGGGCUAGCCGAGCCGCCGCCGCCGCCGGUCCUCGACCAGUCGUCCCUCUGCCAAAGACUGCCACCCCACCGGCCCUGAGCCAAAGUCGGGCCCCGGCCCCGGCCCCGGCCCCGACCCCUGCCGCCGCGGGAGCUCCGGUUCCUACUGCCACGUCGCAGAUCAGCGCCCCAGCCCCCGCCGCCGAAACGUCGGCCAAGGAGUCGUCCGGAUGGCAGACGGCCGGCGCCGAUUCGAAACGUCAGAACCGGCCGCAGUCCAUCUCGGGUAACGUCCCCGAGAAGGAGGGUACGAUGGGAUACGUCAAGUACGUGACGGAAAAGGUCCAGGAUGCAGAUCUCCGCGGUGCCCUCGCCGCCCAUGGCGAACUCACCUACUUCGACAUCAACCGCUCGAAGAACUGCGCCUUCGUCGAGUACAAGACCGUGGAGGGUUACCAGGCAGCCGUCUCGGCCAAUCCUCACACGGUCAAUGGCGAGAACAUCAUUGUUGAGCCUCGGCGCCCCAAAUCCACCGCCUAUGGCGGCAGCAACUACGGAUCUGUUCGAGGCAAUGCCUCGGGCCGCGGACGGGGCGGUUUCGACGGCAACCGCAACGGUGGGCAGGGCAACUCGCGCGGCAACUUCUCCGGUCAGAACCGCGGCCGUGGCGGUGCGCCUCGUGGUCGCGGAGGCUCACAGGUCAACAAUGCCUAG
Molecule: messenger RNA, 1593 nt
Organism: Drechmeria coniospora
Lineage: Eukaryota; Fungi; Ascomycota; Sordariomycetes; Hypocreales; Ophiocordycipitaceae
Product: NTF2 and RRM domain-containing protein
Exons: 4
Coding region: 1-1593 (530 amino acids)
Biological process (GO): ribophagy; protein deubiquitination
Cellular component (GO): Ubp3-Bre5 deubiquitination complex; ribonucleoprotein complex; cytosol
Molecular function (GO): mRNA binding
Source: RefSeq, a predicted model, not a curated record